Molecule: messenger RNA, 483 nt
Organism: Recurvomyces mirabilis
Lineage: Eukaryota; Fungi; Ascomycota; Dothideomycetes; Mycosphaerellales; Teratosphaeriaceae
Exons: 1
Coding region: 1-483 (160 amino acids)
Molecular function (GO): zinc ion binding
Source: RefSeq, a predicted model, not a curated record
AUGAAUGCCUUUGUCGUAGCUGCGAAGUGUCUUAAGAUUGCCAUUGUUCACCAGACGAAGCUAUAUCAAGACAGCCGCCAUUUGACCAAUCUCGUCUCAAUAUCCUGCAAUAUUCUUUCAUCAAGUCCGCAGCACAACCUACACGACCGACAAACUCUCGAGCAGGUCUCAGAUCAGUCGUACAACCAACCAAUAAGACAAGAGGCCCAAACGUGGUCUCUUUGUGCCUUCAUAGGCUGCAAGUCCGUCGCCCAGCGCAUCGUUGGCGACUGCGGAGAGUGUGGCAAGGAGUUCUGCUCUAUCCACCGCAUGCUCGAGUCCCACGAAUGUGUCGGUAUAGCCAAUGCCGCUGCCAGUGCGGAGGCUCAAAACACCGCUAAGCUUGAGGGCGAGGCGACCAAGUACAACAAGGUCGACCGUGACUAUGAGUGGUGCAUGAAUAAGAUGAGUGGCGCCAAGGGCUUUGGUGAGGACAAGCAGUAG